Molecule: messenger RNA, 13670 nt
Organism: Lymnaea stagnalis (great pond snail)
Lineage: Eukaryota; Metazoa; Mollusca; Gastropoda; Lymnaeidae
Source: the annotation of a GenBank genome assembly
UGGUGAACGACCUUAAGCUGACCCCAUUUCCCCUGAGUUAUUAUUUUUGGUGUCUUACUACUUGUGGUCUCCUUUGGAUCUCCUGGACAAAAAUAUCUAAGGCCUGUUUCUUGACUCCAAUUUCGUAGAAAUUUGGAGAAAGUUUGAAUCACAAUUUCAAUGCCUAGUCGUUCUGGAAAGAUCUAAGAAAACGGCUAUAAAAAGGAGUGUGAUUGAAUCAUACAGACCAGUCAGCCACGCGCAGCAGACAUUGAGAGAAAGUUAUUUUUUUAACGUCUAAGAGGUUUGUUGACAGUGUGUGUGUGUAGACUUCUUUUCAUAAUCGUAACAAUUUUACACAUUGUGUUUAAUUCAACAUUCAACCGGGACCAGCCAAACAGUAUACUGCAAGUCGAUAAUUUUAAUUAUAUUUCUUUUUGAGUUUGUAAUUUAUUAUUAACUUAAAAAACGUAUUAAUUGUAAUUAGCUCUGGUUUAAGCGUCGCAUUCUCUUUUACUGUAUUUAUUAUGUGGUAUCGUCUUUUUUUAUGUACUGCUGCAGAACGAGCCAUACAAUUUAUGAUUCCUCCAUACAGAUGAAGUACAUAAUGAAGUACAUGAUGAAAAAAGCAAACAAAUAUUUAAUUUUAUAAAAUGAUAUCAAAACCACUAUUUAAAAAAAAAAUAAGACCUUUGUUUUCUUUUUUCUAUCUUGGCAAAUCAUUCAGAAAGGCAUUAAGUUUAAUCUAGGAACUACUUCCAGGAUGUUUUAUAAUACCUAUUAGUUCAUUUAUUUGUUGUACAACCCACUUACUACUUUUAGAACUUUAAAAUGGAAAGAAAAUGAGAUGCAAAUCAGUAUUUCACAAAAUUCUCGUCAUUACAAUCAUGUCCUCACCCCAAAACCCCUCGACACAAAAAUGUAAAUAAAAAUAAUAAUGAUAAGUUGAGCCCUUAAUCAUGGGCUUUAUUUCCCUUUUGACUGAUCAGGGACUUUACCCAAUCACACACAGCAUGACUAUAUGAUGUGAUAUAUCCUUAGAGCGUCAAGCACAGGACACCACACCAACAAAAGAAACAGGCAUAAGCUUUCAUAGAAAUAUUGAUCCGGGUCUUUAGGAUCAAUAUGUCUCGGUAUUAAUUCAAUGGCGUCUAAGAUCCUGUUUGGAAUUCCUAGAAAAUGUAUGACUCCAAACAUGUGGCACGCAACAAUAAGAUUGCUUGAGUCUAUUUAUAAAGCUGAUGUGGUCUGAUUUCUCGAAAAAAACAACUAAUCUAUUCGGUAAAGUCUAAAUUAAUUAAAAACAAUCAAUACAUUUUACACAGAAAGAAAUAAUACAAAGUAAAAUGUUAAAUAUCAAUGUUUAAAUAUUAAUUCCUCUUGUAUAACUCGUUUUCCCUAAUUUAAUCAUUUACAUUACAUAAUUUCAUAUAUAAAGUUUAUAAUUGCUAUAUUUUUUUAACUCUGCAGAUUGAAUUGAUUUGGAAGGGAGGUACAAUUAACUCAUGGAACGUAAGAUAAGUAAAUAUUAGAUUCACUUAUUAGCGACUAAGAAUUUAGUCAUUAGCCAUUUAAUGCGAAACAGUUUUGAGGACAUGGUAACAUACUUCUUUAAGGGGAAAACACCACAACACUGCAAUCAUUCAUUAGGCCAGGUACAAAGAUAGCGUUAGAUGUAUUAAUCAAUAAUAUGGAUAUUUAAAUAAAAUAGGCCAACUCCCAGGUAAGUGACAACAUAUAAGGUGAAUAGGUUCAUACAAAUUUGUUAAAAAUUGUCGCUAAAGAUCAGGCGUGCCUUUGUUGUCUUUAUAACAAACAGCACAUUUUCAAUUCCAUACGAACUACUGUUGUAUACACGAAUCGAAGGCUCCGUUAAAGUCUAAGGGUAACACUCGUCACAGAAUCAGCGACAACAACAGUUUAUAGUUUCUUACGGAUCUUUAUUGCAUCACUGCUCUCUGUAUCUUCUUCCUUACACACUCAAUGUGCACACUAACAAACUGCCAAUCCAAUAAAAACGAAAACCAUUAUUUACCAUGACCAAAAAAAAUCACCAAUACAAGGUGCAUAUAAAACAGCUACACAAUAAAGCUCUCCACACAAUACAAUGACUCACUUAUCAGUAUUGUAGUAAGUUUCCACAUUAGAUCUGACGUAAUCGCGAGACCUAUAUAUAUUGGGAAUUUGCACCUGCAGUUAUAAAACGGGCUGUGUACAGUAAGUGUCUUACAAAAAUCACGCUUUACUAAACAAUGGGCUCAGAAGACAAUUAGUUUUUGGCCACGGAGUUUUAAAAGAGAUUUUUAUUAUUGAAAAGUUUGUUUCGUAAAUGUAAUAAUAAUUCAUGUUUGUUAAAAGGUAAGUAUAGCCUUAGACUUUGAGCCGUUUUUUAAAGUUUGUCUCAUCUGUGUAACUACCCAUUAUCACAAAACAACGUGUGCCACGGAUGCUUUCAUUUAUUGAAACGAUUUGGUGAGACAGUCCGAGGACUAUGAUCCAUCGUAUGUUGCUGACAACAUUAUGAAAUUUCGAUUGGACAAUUCAGAAAACAAUCAGUGAUGAAUUCAUCAUAUCAGUUUGAAAAAAAAAAAAUGUAAAGCGACAUCAAUGAUAUGAAUGUAAUGAGGUUUGGAUGAACACAAACUCACUCGCAUAUUUAAAGCUAAACAUUUUCAAUCAAUGCAUUUAAUGUUUGGUAAAUUAACAUAAUUUGAGGUAUAUUAUACUAAAAAACAAUCAGUUCAGAAAUUUGGGUAAAAUAUUUGUAAUAAAUCAUUCAUAAAAGUUAACUUCAAUUUAUUAGUAUUGACAUAAUAAAUGUCCCAUGAAAUAGAUAACGUCUUUAAAUUUGUAACAUUCCUUAAAUGCAUAAAUUUAAAUAUGAGAUUCUAGCAAAAUUAGCAGUGCAAAAACAAUACUUUUAAGGGUAGGUUUGAAAUAAGUCUUAAAAGGAAGGAAAUUCUUUCUGAUGUUUAUUCAAAGUCAUCCCAUGCCUGGCCAUGACAAAAUACUUUAUCACAUACUACAUUAUAAAUUUCAUGUGGUUUUUUUAUAUUUUAACCUAUUCAAAAAAUGAAACCCACUUUGUAAUACAAGUUACAGUAGGGUGUACAAGUAUGUUAUGCCUGUUGUUGUGCAAAACAUGUCUACAAUGUUAAAAAAAUCUUUGCACAAUUGAAAAUAUUGUCGGGGUUUCUUUCAUCUACCUCUUGAGGGGAGGGGGGGGGAGGGCACUGCUUCCCGAAGAAAGUCGAGUGGCCCCUUCUCCAGGAGAUUAAUGUGUACAACAAUACAACAAUAUAACGAUUAUAUAUAUAUUUUUCAAUCAGUAGGGUGUACAAGUAUGUUAUGCCUGUUGUUGUGCAAAACAUGUCUACAAUGUUAAAAAAAUCUUUGCACAAUUGAAAAUAUUGUCGGGGUUUCUUUCAUCUACCUCUUGAGGGGGGGGGGGAGGGCACUGCUUCCCGAAGAAAGUCGAGUGGCCCCUUCUCCAGGAGAUUAAUGUGUACAACAAUACAACAAUAUAACGAUUAUAUAUAUAUUUUUCAAAUAAAAACGAUUAAAUUGCAAUUUUUUUAACUGUUUAAAAAAGAAUAUUAAAAGGUGCCUUUAAACGAAUACAAUUAUUAGUUGAAUCUAUGAAAUAUCGCUACGUUCGAUAUAUUUGAUGAGCUGUAUAUCUAUAAGGUCAAUAUUUCUAAAGGCUUACAUUAUUCAAUUAUAAAAAAUCGUACUGGCCGCUCCUGAUUAUGAGCCGAAAUCUUAGUUCCCGUUGUUCACACUUAUCGGUAUUUUUAUUCAUUAAUUUCUUUUUAUAACACGCUAAUAAACUACGUUUACAUCAAUAUCAAGGUCUACAACUCUAAUAAUAGUUCUAGCAAAGUAUCAAAUAUACGCAAUCUAUUUUCAAAUUAUAUGUCAUAUAAAAGAAUAACUUUUAUAGUAGGUAUAGUGUUAUUAUUAUAGUGGUUUUAUAUAGCACAGUAACCCAACCAAAGGCUAGGCUUACUGCACUUCACAUAAAAAUCAGCAAUUACAGAAAAUUAUACGUUCAAAAACAAUAAUUGGUGAAAAGCUUCAAUUCACCUACCCAAGACUAUCUACAAAUGUCUAGCCAUGGACAGCAAUCAGCAGCAUCGAACGUUGUUCAUCAGCUAGAGGAGGGGUUAGAGAAUGAGUCAGUAUCGUAGAGUUUUGCGAGAUGGGUCUUGAAGGCAGUUUUGAAGGCUGGGAUGGUCGGCAUAUUGCAGAUGUGUAAUCGGAGAGAUUUCCAUCGUUUGGAGGAACAGAUAAAUAAAGAACUCUCAUCAAAUGUUUUAGUGCGUGUUCUGGAAACAGAAAGAGUACGUGUGUCUGCAGAAGAACGAAGCUAUAAAUUGUGAGAUGGCGUUAGGCUUUAAUUAGCAUAUGUUGAGUUAAAUGUAUUGAAAACUUAAAAUAAUUGAGAUAUAUUUUUUUAUUCAUUAAGGAUAUAACGGCGCAUACAAAAGAUGCAAUUGGUAAUUAAUCUGAAAAAAUUGUACAGUAGUAUGAAAUUCCAUAAGCAAAUUUCAAUCAAUUGAAUAUUGGGAAAUGUCUUCUUUAUUCUAAAAACACUCUUGUCUUCUUUACAUAAUAAUGGCGUUCAUAUACGAUGUAUAAGAAUGACUAGUUUUUAGAACUCAUAAAAAUGUAUAGACCUUUCUACUAACCAGUUGUAUUUUGUGUGUGUUUUUACUCUGGUAAAACUUUAAAAUACUUAGCAAAUGUUAUUAUUAAAAGUGAGUUGAUCAUUAUAAACAUAUUUAUUUUUUUUUUAUUCGAGUUCAACAUAUAAAAUGAUGUUAGCAGUGCUGGAAACCUUUUUUUUUCUUUUGAAAAUUCACAAACUAUGUAUAAUGAAAUUAUGGAUCACGAUAUAUAAAGAGCAUUCCAAACGUGUUUUCAUUUAUUUAGAUCAAUAAUAUAAACGAAUAUAUAUAAUAUUAUAUCAUCGAUAGAGGGUUGCUUAUCAGACAGAAAAUUUCAGAGAGCAUUUUUCUCCAUAUAUUUCAAACAUAAUUUUUUUACAAAAGUGAAAAGAAAUAAGACACAUGUAGGGGAUCGGCCUCUCUGUUAUCACAGCUAGCAUGGUGUUUUUGUGGUAAGAAAGAAAUUUCAGUUUUUAGAAUGACAACAAAUGCUCACACCUUGAUCGAAACUUCCUUGCAGUUAUAACAAAUAACCAGAAAUGACAUCAGAAACCCGCACUAUUGAAGACACUCACUAUGAGCAAAUGUUGACUUGUUGCCUCGGCCGGCGGGUUUGGCACCCCUAAACAACAUUCAAGGUAAAUCACAAAUCGUUUUAAAAAUGCAGUCUAUAAGUUAUUGCUUAUUUGAUAAAGUUCUAUAGAUUUAAAAACAAUCUUCAUUUGUCUGAAUGAUUUAGAACAGGGCUGCACAAGUGUAAGGCUUUCCGUAAUAUUCAAAACUUGCGCGGGCUGAAAGAAAAUAGGACGAGAGAUUUAGUAAGAAAAUCAUAAUAAUGCCAAAUAUUUUGUUACUUCAGGGUCCAAAAAUUGAAUGCUGGUGGGCCGCAUGCACCCCGUGGGCCGUAUGGUGUGCAUGCAUGUCUUAGACCUUACACUUGUCAUUGUGUCCUUUAAUUAUAAAAGUAAAACAAUCUAUCAGCAAAUUAGUUUAAAACUGGAUGUAAAUACAUUUAACCGCUUCAAAAGCCCUAAUGCAGUGGUUUCAAAGUGGGCAAUAAAACCAAUGGAACAAUGGGAUGGCCAAUUGGUAGGGGGGGGGGGGGGGGGGGGGGGGGGGGGGGGGGGGGAAGGUUGAAAUGUUCGAUUGUAUCAGAGGGAGUAAGGUGGUGGCUGCACACAAGUGACGAAGUAAUAGAGAAAACAAUUUCUUUAGCAAAAUAAUAUUUAACUCGUAAAAAAAAAUCUAAUAUGGCAAUAUAAAAUUAAAUGCAAUCUAAAUCAGAUUUUAAACUAUUUGUUUUGCAAGUUAUGUAAGGUAAUGCCUUGACAGAAAGUGUCAUCAUCAGCUUAUAAGGGGAAGUUUUUCUCGCAAUACUUUACUUGACAACUUGGUCCGCUAACAAAAAUAUCAUAAAAACAAAAGUUUAUUAAAGUCUUUUUUCUGCUUAUUGUUUUUAAAAAUGUUUCCUCAUGCAUUAACUAUUCAUUGCGUAUUUCAUUGCCGAAAAAUGAUUGCUAAAACACUCAGAAAAUUCCCCACCCCCUUUCCUUUCUUCCCCAACACAACAAACAAUUAAAAACCGUUAUUAUAGCUUUUAGUUCAAUUAUUUUUUGUGUGUAGGAAACAAGUACGAUUUUGAGCAUUUUAUGCCCAUUAUUUAAGUUUUUGGAAUUUCCCUGUCUUGUUAGUAGGUCACUUUUAAAUGCUAUUUCACAUUGGUUUUUUUUAGACAUAAGGGAUUUUCGAAGGUAAAUAUGCUAGUGAUAUUGAAGAGAGCAGCUGUGGACAAAUGAGCUAAAAAUAUAAACAGAAAACAACAUAUACUUUUUCGAUUGCAUUGAUAAUACAGGUCUUCAUCAUUGGAUAAUAAGAGCCGCACUAGAUUGAUAUCCAGCCUCGGGUGGUGGGUUUGGCGGGUAAGUUCAAACGUAUCUUCAUUAACCAAUGAAUAGUUUAGUUUAUAGUCUUAGAUUGACUUAGGCUAAUACAUUUAAUUAUUUAUUGAUUUGAAAAAUAAAAUAAAAUUUCAAAACACAAAAGGAAAUACUAUUAAACACGUAUAGAAUGCGCUAGAAUGAGACACAGAGAAAUAGGGAUUCAAUUAUGGGCACCCGCACGUAGGGGCAAGGGGGGCUCUUGCCCCCCACCCCCCCCCCAUGGGGAAAGGGGGGCUCUUCCCCCCCCCCCCCCCCAUGGAUUGAUUGGAUAAAAAAAAAUUUGACAAAAAUAGACAAACAAUUUAUUAAAGUAAAGAGAAAAUAAAAGAGAAAGUAACUAAGCUGAUGUCCUGUCCGUUCGUUCACCAUACAAAUACGCUACAGUAAAUUAAAACUAUAUUAAAACAUUACUAAAAUAUGUUUGCCCCCCCCCCCCCCCAGAAAGUUUUCUGCGGGCGCCCAGGGAUCCAAUGAUAUAAAUAUGCCAUGGUCCUUCAAAACGAAUUACGUGUAUAUGCAAUAAAGUAUGUUACGAUAUUGAAUGUGAUUAACUAAAUACAUUUAAACAAAUUCAUUUCUCUACAGGAUAGCUAUUUUGGCCAUGUUGUUAGCACUGACGAGCUUGACUUUAGCCGCAAAAAAUAUCAAGUCAAGAAAUACAACAAAAGUAAACUUCAAUGUUUUUACUUUUUAAAAAAAAUAUAUUUGAAUACUCCAAACAUGUCAUUGUAGUUUCCAACGUACAGAUNUAUAUAUAUAUAUAUAUAUAUAUAUAUAUAUAUUUGUAUAUUAUAUAUAUAUAUAUCGAUAGUGCAUGCCUAUCUCAAUAUCAAAUUGUACCUACAAUAUAUGUUUGAAUCUAUAUUAUUUGUUUGUAACUAUCAAUGCAUUUUUUAAAUGUUUUUUUAACAUAUUUUAAAAAAAAAAUCUUGAAAAUGUGUUCAUUGUGUUUCCUUUUCCUCCUUUCAGUUUACACAAAUAAACGGAAAGAAUGUUAUGACUAUAAAACUGUUUUCCCUAUUGGAAGAGGUAUUUUAAAAUACUUUGAAAAUUGUUUGUACAUUUUGAUUAAAUUCGAUAUGAAAAUGAAAAACUUGUGUUAGCAACAAAAUAAAAAUUGUUUUAGAAAUUUCUUAAUAUAAUUCACUUUAUAAUAAAAGAAUUAGUUGCCAUAUUAAUCCCAAUUUUGCAAUAAAUAAAUUUACAUAUGAAACCUAACGAUUUUUACAGAUUUUUAAAGAAAAUAAUUUGCAACAUGAAAAAGCACGUUUUUAUAUAGCUUAAUGUGGAUAUUUCUAUUUAAAUUACUAAUGAAUUUCUUCCCCUGAGAUUAAAUCUUGGAAACAAAUCAUCGACUACCAGUUACUAAGAAAACUAUACAUUUACAUUUAUUGUGUAAUAUCUCUAAUCUUAUUUGCUUUUUUAUGUAAUAUUUUUAAUGAUUAAGUUAACUUAAAUUCCUACAUAUUAUAAAACCAAUUUUAUUGUGUGUAUUGUUAUUUUUGUUAUAUUUAUAGUUGAACUAAUUUUUUUUUUAAAGAUACAGUCUUAAUACUUUUUUCAACAAUAUAUUACACAAUAUAGACCCUUCACAUUCCCAAAAUGUGUAACUUCUCUCUUGUGGCUGUACAUAAAAAGUUGAAUCAACCAAAUGUUUUGUCAGGACAGGACAAUGCAGGUAAAUUUAAAGUAUUUUAAGCCAUGGAGUGAUAACAUUGCAGUAGUUAAAUACCGCCGACAACAAUGGAUAUUUCUUGAGUGUUUUACUGUCCUCUGCUCUCUGUGAUAUGUUCAUUUGUCCUGUGUUCGGAAGAAGGCUCUAUGCCAUAAUGUCCUAAUCUUUUUGUCCUGUUCUCUAAUUGAAGCUUCCACAUACCUCGUUUUGAUAUUUCAUUUACUAGGCAUGAAGCAGUCCUUUAAUUAUUAAAUAUUUAUAAUACACAUGUUGGGGUAGUUUUAAGUUUGAAAGUCCCUCGUCUAGUAUUAUAAUGGAGAAAUGCCAUUGGAACCAUUUUAUACUGACCGAGAGAAAAGAAUGCUGCUUAAAAAUAUUAGGUAUCUUUUUUAACUUUCUAAAAACAUGUCUUUUUGAACAGUAUGCCAUUCUUAAAAAGCCAUUUUAACCAUGUGUUUGAUCAUCUCUAAUUGCUACUUCCAGUUACUAUUUGGCUAUUUUUUUCAAUUAUAUUAUCGUAUCUAAAGCACUUACUAAAUAUACUUAAUGUCCCAAUAAUAAAAAAAAAAAACCCAGAGCAGUAAGUACAAUUGAAACUAAGAACUAAAACUAAGACCAUCGGUGAACGCUCCUUCUGCUUCCAUGGGCCCACGUUCUGGAACCAGCUCCCCUUCCAUAUACGUCAUAGUGAAACCUCGUCCAUUUUCAAAAAGUCCCUUAAAACUCAUCUGUUUAGGUCCGCCUAUGACCUGUGAGUCACCCUCCUUGCCCUACCUCAUUUUCUGUUUCGGGUUGAUCCUGAAGUGUCAAAGUGUCCUCGUUUUAUAGCCAUUUUCAUUGUUUCUAUAGAAUAGUAGUUAAUAUCCUAGUGUCUCAUUUGUAUUUACUUAGUUUACAUGUUUUAAUAAUUGUAAAGCGCUUAGAGCUUUAUGAUAAGCGCUAUAUAAAAAUGCCUAAAUAAAUAAAUAAAUAAACGCCCAAACCAAAAUCUUGACUUUUAUAAACGCAUCACAAAUAAAUAAGCGCUAUUUAUUGUUUGCCUAGACGCAGCAUUUCGGGCAAACCUUCCCCCCAUCCUUUUGGGCCUGUCUUUACUUAACACAACUAUCACGUCAUAACAACUUAUUUACACGCAAUCCUUUUAUUAGCUGUCACGGGAUAUUUUUUUUUAUAUUAAUUUUAUAUUUCAUUUUAAGCAAAUCUCAGAAUACAUUUAGAGAAAUGUGUUCAACACAUCAAGAUUUGUGAAUAGAGUUUAGCCCCUGAAUAUGGGCGCCUUUGAUGAAUAGGGAUGUUAUAUUACCUUACCCGCAGUGCUUAAAGUCUAGUCACAUUGACCAUUUAACAAAACAAACCAAAAACAACAAAAAACUUUCUUACCCUAAAUUCAUCAUUCUGCACAGCUCCCAAAACUAAAAACAUACCAUUCGACAAAUAACAGAGAGUCUUCAAAUAAGGAUAAAUUAAUAAUGAAAGAACAUUGAAUCAAAGUUUAGACUUUUUAGAUUUAAAGAAAACUUAAUUAUUGUUUGUUUCUUUUUAGGACCAGUGUUCAGUCUAACCGAGCAUUUUGAUACAACAUUGGAUGAAGAAAUGAAACAUCAAGAAAUCGUUAGAGGCUCUCGAAUUGUUCAAAAUGGAAUCAACAUUCAAUACACGGGUAAUUGUUGUCAUUUUUUUCAGGGAACUUUUUAUCAAAGUCAUUUACACUAUUAAAAAAGUACCACAAUAUUCAGUAAGUCUUACAUGUUGUUUAGCAUUUUCUUCACUAUAAUCGUAUCUAUGUACAAUCAGUAUUAAAAAAACAAAAAAAUUAACAUAUUUUAUUCAUUAAAAAUAUUCAUUAUGUUAUCUAAAUCAUUAACGUUUGACACACACACGCACACACACACACACACAUAUAUUUAUGUUUGUCAAAAUAUAUCAUUUAUGCCCAUAUAUGGAUUUAACUGACAAGAAGAUGCUUUGAGAAAAACAAUUAAGAUAUCUUUCAAAAUCAGAUUAUGUGUAUUUUUGCUGAACGUCGCAAUACAUUUUUAAACAAAAAUGUUUUUGACAUCAGGCAUAGAUAUAAUGUUUGCUAGCCACUUCAAAAAAUAAGGAUUCAUGUUUUAAAAGUCUAUUACUCUGAUUGUAUAAAAUAGUUAUUUUACUUCUAUUUAUUAUAGAUAUUUGCGAUGAUAAAUAACAGCCAUAAGUACAGAUCAAUUCAAAUUUACCCCGAUAUUUAACCUUAUGACGUAACUUAUUUACACUGUUAUUGGCAUGUUUAUUAUUUAGUUUCAUUAUACUACCGAAAAUUACCCGAGAAACAAUAGCGGCAGCAAUGCAUGAACUUCCCAUCUACUGAAGUUACUUGACAAAACAAGGACUCAAGUAACGCACUGUAUAGGACUACAAAUUAGUGCUUACUUCCCAGAGUUUUAUUGUUUUUUUUUUUGUCUUUUGCGUACCAGCCAUGCAUGCAUACAUAGAGAAUUAAUAUUUGUGAUGAAUUAUUUUUAUUCAAUAUAUUUAUAUUUGCUAUUUAAAUAGGUUUGUACUACAUCUACAGCAGUCUAAAGUUUGCAUCAAAUGUGACGGGGUCCCCAAUCAAACUCUCUGAUAGGGUAAACCUUUAAGUAAAGAAAUAGGACAAUUAACAGAUGAUUUGACACCGGUAUAUUAGUUAUCAUGACAUAAAAGAGAAGAUGUUGAAGCAUAGACACCAUUAGCAAUUAUACUGCAAUCAUUGUAUUUCAUUAUUUUCAUCCCCAGAGCUGGUUUCAUUAUGUCCAUAGAAUAAGUCCUAACAGUCCAAUGAAUUCUGGAGUCCUUCUUCGAGCUGUGCACACCAUCUGCCCACAAUGCAACAAGAGCCAAGAAAGCACUUACACAGGUUUAAUUUCAGAUAUAUUUAAAAGGAAAGUAAAUUGCAUUUCAAAAUGAAGAAUGCUAAGAAUUUAUGAUUCUCAAGAGAAUUAUUUAAAAAGAAUAAGUUGCCUAAAAAGUUAAUGUAAUGACCAUUAAAUGUUAAAAUUUCUUCUUACUUAGGUGGAAUAUUUCAUCUCACUAAGGGAGACACCAUUAAAGUCUGCCUGUCAGGAUUAGGAAUAGCGGGAUUUUCGGAUGAGUCGAGCUACUUUGGAAUGUUUAUGUUGCAUAGUGAACCUGGGAAACCUUAAAACUGUAGAACUGAAGAAGAAUCAAACUUUUGUGUGCUCAUUUAUUUAAUGAUGAAACCUUGUAAUGUUGUUUAAAUUUUACCAAUGGACUAGAUUUUAGAUUAAUAACGAAUUAUACAUAAUAUCCAGACAAAUGAAAUUGUUGAUGUUGUAGUUAUGUAUAUUUCUUGUUAUUUUGACAGUUAUACUGUUUGCUGAAGAAAACUCGUUGCCAAAUUUUUCUAAUACGCUCGAAUGAAAGUGUUUAAGUAAAGAUAAAUUAAAAUACAUUCGACAAGCGUUAUAAUGCUAUUAAAGGGCCUUCAACUUAUUAGAUAUAAAAACAUAUGGCAUUAUUUACACGCCUCUCUACCCCUUAUAACGCUAGGUAACAUUUACAUUAAAUACCCCUUUAAUCUUGUAAUAACUGUGAUAACUCACAUAGUAACAUAAUGAAUUGUCUUGGAUAAUGUAUUGCUCUCGUAAUUUAGGGUUUAUAGGAAGUAACAAAAAAUGGAUAGGUAAAUCGCAGAAGUACGACAAGAUGGAUGCAUGAGUAGAAUUAAGUGUCGAUUGGCUGAAGCAAAGAUUUAAUGUACAUCGCACAGCAUCAUAAUAUUUAUCAAACAAAUCUGAGUGAAUUAUAUGUGUGAUGUAAAUAAGUCAAUGACAAUCACGCUUUAUCAAGUUUAAAGGGGUUUAAUUUGUACUGUGUCAAUAUUCAGUCAAUAAACUUGUGAUGCAAAAUUCAUGAAGUUUUACCUCAUGCUCUCAAGUAUCAUGGAUGAUAUAUGAAGAGUUGAUUUUCAAAACGCCGUUUCUCAAUUUUUGGUGUUUUGAGACCUACGACUUUUUCUGCUACACAUUGAUGGCUCAAAGUAUUUUCGGAAAAGUAAAUGUUAAUUUAGGUAUAUAUUCAAAAUAUAAGUUAGAUUAUGAUGAAAAUUGAAAUGUAGGUUCAUUAUAAUGUAUUUAUUUACUUAGUUUAAUUUCUUAUUUCAUUUCAAAAUGCUGUGUAUCCAGCUUUUACUUACAGACAAAAUGCUGUAUAUCCAUUUUGAUAGCAUAACAUUAUUCCCAGUAGCAAAUAUUCAAAUUGUUUAUAGAUUACAAAACAUUUUAAUAACAAAAUAAAGUUAAAUAACAUCAUAUACAUUAUAUAAUUGUGUAUGACUAUUGUUUUUUUUUAUUGAUACAUUUUAAAAGACCAAUAUUAUGAAUGCUGGGAAGUCGCUUGUAAUAGUGUAAUGUUUAGAAUGCUUUAAGUUUGCAUGAUUGUUUUUAUAAAUUUGAAUUCUAAUCAAAAGUAAACAAGAUAAUGUUCAAUUCACAAAUCAUUUUAUUUGAAUUUAGAACAACGACAAAAUAGAAAAUUAUCAAGUGUCUGAGUCAGAGUGUGCAUCAUCUUCAAGAGCUGUUUGGUUUUAUUUCCAGGAAAAGUUUAUGCAUCGUAUUUACAUUCAAAUCAGAUGUCAAAUAUUUAUAUCCCUGAGCACCCUUUCUUCUGUAAUGGCCGGAUCUGCAUAGAAAAGAUUGAAUGUGUAAUAAAUAACACAGCCUAACUCUGUAAAGCAACUUUUUAUUGUAUUUUCAUUAACACUUCUGAUGUGUAGUAACCAUGACCAUAAGAAUAAUAAAAAUGUAAAUUGACUUUUAGUGCUUUUUUUAAUAAAGUUACCGGUAACUCACCUUAGGCAGAACCCUUUAUCGUGAUUACACGUAACCGAGGGGAUCUUUCCUCUGCUUGAAUUACGAAAUGAUUUUUAUUUUUCUCGUGUUGAGCUUUUUUUUCUUUUUUUUCGAGAUUUUAUAGCACAAACAACUCAUUCAUCCAGGCCGUCGUUAUGCGCCGUGUUUGUUGUUGUUUCCCGUCGUGAUGCGCAGAAUGCCGCAGAAUCGCUUGACGAUGACACGGAUUAGUCCGAAAAGAUAUACGUCAUUUGAUAAUUUAACAAAAUAAUUCACACCGCGUUUUAAAAAGAAAAUCAUUUUUAGACAUAUAAUAGUAUAGUAUUAAAAUGUGUUUUGUACAUAAACUUUAACAUGUCCUAAAGGAGCCUUGUUUGCUCUACAAGAAUAUGCAGUUAUCUCAUGGUUUUUUUUCAAAAAUGGUUGAUAACGCGUUUUGAAAAUCGACUCUUCAUAUGAAUUCGGAUAAUUAAGUCGGAUACAACAACUUUAUAAUACAUCAACCUUACAAGUAACAGAAUUUAUUAAAAUAACUAUAUUUUUGUUACAAUAUAUUUUUGAAUAAAAUUUUCUU